AUGGGGUUACUAGACGGAGUAGUUAGUUGGAUAAACGGGGUGUUCAACUGGAUCUUCGGUGUUGUUGCUACUCUUGCGCAGACAAAGACUAAUGGCAAAGCGAUAAUUGGUACCCUCGCGGCUCCAUUGCUGCCAUUCUUCCUAAAUGACUGCCCCCUGCCCAACGGAUUCCCCUGGGGGAAACUUACAGUUGGAAACAAUCCCUACAAAGAAUACCCAAACACUGGUGUCAUUCGUUCAUAUGACUGGACUAUCAGCCGGGGAGUCAUUGCGCCAGAUGGCUACGAGCGUGCUGUUCUGCUCGUCAAUGGAGCCUUCCCCGGCCCUACCAUCGAGGCCAACUGGGGCGACACCAUCCAAGUCACUGUACACAACAACAUCACUGGUCCGGAAGAAGGUACUUCGAUUCACUGGCAUGGCUUCUUACAGAAAGGCACUCCUUGGGAAGAUGGUGUGCCUGGUGUAACACAAUGUCCUAUUACUCCUGGAAAGUCUUUCACCUAUCAGUUCCGUGCCUCACUAUAUGGCACAUCUUGGUACCAUGCCCACUAUUCGGCACAGUAUGCUGGAGGUGUUGUUGGCCCCAUUGUGGUAUAUGGACCUAAGCAUAAGGCGUAUGACAUCGACGUAGGCCCAAUUAUGCUAAGCGGUGAGUUAGCCAGGACCUACAGAAUACAUCCAAAGCUGAUCUUAGCCUUCCAUUUAGAUUGGUAUCACAAUGAUUACUUCACCAUCCUGAAGACCUUGCUUUCUCCUGGUGGAGACCCCAGGGUGUUCUCAGACAACAACCUGAUCAAUGGCAAGAUGAACUUCGAUUGCUCCAAGAAGGAUGCGGGAGACAAGACCAAGUGUACCAACGGCGCCGGCAUCUCCAAGUUCAAAUUCAAGACAGGCAAGACUCACCGGCUUCGCCUAAUCAAUUCCGGCGCUGAAGGCGUACAACGUUUUUCUGUAGAUGAGCACACCAUGACUGUCAUCGCUAACGACUUCAUCCCCAUCGAGCCGUAUGACACCAAGGUUGUCACCCUGGGUGUAGGUCAACGCGUAGACGUGCUUGUCAAGGCUGAUGUUGGGAAGCCGAAGAAUGCAUACUGGAUACGCUCGAAUUUGACAAGUUGCUCACCAGCGAAACAACCCUUUGCAGUUGCUGCAGUCUACUACGAUCAAGCUGAUACGAACAAGGCGCCUGCCAGCAAGCCCUGGGAUGUACCUGACCCCGGAACGUGUGCCAACGAUAACCUCUCGCUUACCCACCCGCUUUACAAAAUGCCCGUACCAGAGCCAUCGUUCACCCAUGAUGUGCCUGUCGAGCUGUUCCUGAACGAGUCAAAAAUUUGGCUUUGGAAACUUGACAAUGUCAGCUUCAGGGGUGAUUACGGCGCGCCGCCGUUGUUGCUCGCAAAUCAGGGCAAUACCAGUUUCCCAAAGAUCUGGAAUGUUAGAAAUACGUAUACCAACUCUUCUGUACGGAUGAUUGUUCAGAAUAAUUCACCAGCACCUCAUCCCAUGCACAUGCACGGUGCCAAUAUGUACGUUCUACAUGAAGGAGCUGGCGCUUGGGAUGGCACAUCCAUUGUCAACGCAUCGAAUCCAAUGCGCCGCGACGUCCAAAUGGUCCGCCCGGGAGGCCAUGUUGUCCUCCAGGUGGACACAGACAACCCGGGAGUCUGGCCCUUCCACUGCCAUGUCGCGUGGCACGCCUCAUCCGGUUUCUUCAUGCAGCUCGUUGUGCAGCCUGAGAAGAUCAAGAAGUUCCAAAUUCCCAACACAGUUGCACAGACUUGCAGAGACUGGUCGGAAUGGACGAAGACAAACAUUCCGGAACAAAUCGACAGUGGCCCAUGA
Molecule: messenger RNA, 1845 nt
Organism: Phaeoacremonium minimum UCRPA7
Lineage: Eukaryota; Fungi; Ascomycota; Sordariomycetes; Togniniales; Togniniaceae
Product: putative multicopper like protein
Exons: 3
Coding region: 1-1845 (614 amino acids)
Molecular function (GO): copper ion binding; oxidoreductase activity
Source: RefSeq, a predicted model, not a curated record